CCAGUGUCAACAAAGAUAGCGGUCACAGUCGCGAAGUUCCGAGUAGCAAGCAUGGGUUGCCUGAAGGUUUUGGCCAUCACCAUAUCAGUGUUGAUGAUUGGACUGUCUGCGUACCUGUACACACCUGUGCCAGACUCCAUGGCAGAACCCUGGAAACUCCGCUCCAUGCUCGCUGGCUUCAAGAUCGUGAAACUCAUUAGUGGCGUGAGUGAGCUGGUGGGCCUAGGAAGCAGUGUCAACGUGACCCGGAGGUUAAUGAAGAUGGUGGCUAGUCAGGCAGUGGCGUCAAAGUCUGACCCCCUUCUCAAGGUGACCGACACCAGGUUAUCUGGGAUCAGCGUGAGAAUCUACCGACCUAAGAGUGCCCCGACACCAAGCCCAGCGCUGGUGUAUUUCCAUGGCGGUGGCUGGAUCUUUGGAAGCGUUGACCAGUAUGAUGAGUUUACAGCAGAGAUUGCCAAGGCUGCCAACAUCGUUGUGAUGUCUGUUGAAUACCGCCUUGCUCCAGAGCACCCCUUCCCGAUCCCGUUUGAAGACUGUGUGACGGCCACACUACACCUGCUGCAGAAUCCACAACAGUACGGCGUGGACGGCACCAAGAUUGCUGUGGGAGGUGACAGCACUGGUGGCAACAUAGCAGCUUCAGCGGCAAUGAUGCUGAACAGCAAUGAACAGCUCCCCAACGUCGUGUACCAAGUGCUCAUCUACCCUCCUCUUCAGGCCUUCAACCUGCAGCUUCCUUCAUACACCGACACCAGCAACUACCACACCACCACCAACCUUGAGAUGGCGACAUACUGGUCACACUACAUCGGACCCACAUCGCACCCAAACCUUCCUAAAGCCAUGACCCAAAACCAGCAUGUGUCGCCCGAGAUAAAGAAGACCCACUUUUCCGAUCUGGUUGAUGUGAAGAAUUUCCCAGAAAACUAUUACAGUGGGAAAUGGGAGAUGGAUAAGGAAAGUGGAAAUGAAACCCUGUGGAGCGAGAUUGAGUUCCAAGUGGUCAACCCCUAUCUGUCCCCUCUGCUGGGUCACGAGAUCGAGAAGGUCCCCACGGCGUUGGUGGUUACAGCUCAAUAUGAUGUGCUUAGGGAUGAUGGGAUGUUAUACGUUGAACGAAUGAGAAAUGCAGGGAUUAACGUCACACAUCGACAUUACCCCAUCAUUCAUGGAAUGAUCGGAACUAAUGAGUUUGAAAUUUCUAGAAAGGCAAGGAAAGAGAUUUAUCAAGAAAUCAAAGCUUUUUUUCAUCCUGACAACACAGAAUGAUUGUAAAUAUGGUACAGUAGUAUUUGGACAUCAAUAGGACCCUAUUAAUUAAUCAACAGAAUAUCUUGAACAACUGGGAGAAUUCUAUGGAUAUACAGCUUCUGUAUUAUUAAUGUGAGAAGCGUUUUAGUGUAGCACUAACUCUGUUAUCAAGUAAUUUAGCAGCUACACCUAAAUUAGUUCACAUUGAUAAUAAAGAAGUUGUAUAUCCAUAGAACUCUCCCAGUUGUUUAUCAUACAAAUUUCUAAAUGCCACUCAAAGAAGUUAACAGAAUUUCUGCCCUGUCAACUUGGUUCAAUACCACCCAUCUCAUUGUGGGUAAAGGGUGGACCAAUCAUCCAAGGCACACAUGUUAUGGCGGAUCAAUUCCAUCGCUGUGCAGAAUUCCUUCGGGUGUCUUCAAGAACUUAUGAUUGAGGGUUAGAAUAUUGUUUUGCCCCAGGUCUAUUUCUAGGCUUGUCAGCACCAUAGCCAUCCAUGUACAUUGGUUUUACCAAACUUGUAAAUGUCUGCCACAUGCAUCACUUCAAGCUUUCCUUCCAC
Molecule: messenger RNA, 1816 nt
Organism: Haliotis rubra (blacklip abalone)
Lineage: Eukaryota; Metazoa; Mollusca; Gastropoda; Lepetellida; Haliotidae
Product: arylacetamide deacetylase-like
Exons: 7
Coding region: 52-1272 (406 amino acids)
Cellular component (GO): membrane
Molecular function (GO): carboxylic ester hydrolase activity
Source: RefSeq, a predicted model, not a curated record